Rhinocladiella mackenziei CBS 650.93 is the source of this 384-nucleotide messenger RNA. RefSeq lists its product as uncharacterized. The transcript is spliced from 2 exons. NCBI's taxonomy places the organism in Eukaryota, Fungi, Ascomycota, Eurotiomycetes, Chaetothyriales, Herpotrichiellaceae. The record is from RefSeq and is a predicted model, not a curated record. The coding region runs from base 1 to 384 and encodes 127 amino acids.
AUGGUCUACGGUCCCGAUGACAAAUGGGUGGUCAAGAUACGGGAGGAAGACGAGCCAGUCCGGUAUUACUCUCGCAUACAAGCUGUUGAAGACAUGGGUCAAUUGGACCUCCGGCUGGAAGCCUGUGACUAUAUCAAUGUAGACCGCAGUGCUCUUGCCAGAGCAUUCAUUCAAAUUCAAGUUGAACCCCCGGCCGACAGAGGUCAAGUUCCAGCGGAUGAUGGACGACCACCAGAAUGGUUGGAUAUCAGUAUCCCUGCUACUCCACCGCUGAACCAUGUCGGCAUGUUCACAGUCAACGACCUUCACCAAGACGCUGGGGAGUUUGAACGUACAGAUGGGGAUCUUUUCGAUGAUGUGAAUACCGCGCCGACUUAUGACUAA